Molecule: messenger RNA, 3997 nt
Organism: Tympanuchus pallidicinctus (lesser prairie-chicken)
Lineage: Eukaryota; Metazoa; Chordata; Aves; Galliformes; Phasianidae
Gene: CDS1
Product: CDP-diacylglycerol synthase 1
Exons: 13
Coding region: 55-1407 (450 amino acids)
Cellular component (GO): endoplasmic reticulum membrane
Molecular function (GO): phosphatidate cytidylyltransferase activity
Source: RefSeq, a predicted model, not a curated record
GCCCCCUGACGGGGCUGCCAGCGCCGCGCCCGGCCACAGCGCGCUCCCGCCGCCAUGUCGGCCCGGCGGCGGCGACGAGCGGCCGCUGAUGAGGAGGAGGAGAAGAAGGAGGUGGAGGAGGAGGAUGGCAGCGACAGAGAAGUGGAUUUGGAUGAAGGACUCGUUGAUUUGGAUCUCAGAAAUGAUUCGGAUACCCCCGAUGUUCCACCACCAACAGACAGCACUCCAGAAAUCCUCAAAAGGGCUUUGUCAGGCUUGUCUGCCAGAUGGAAAAAUUGGUGGAUUCGUGGGAUUCUAACGCUAGCUAUGAUUUCUGUGUUUUUUCUGAUCAUAUACAUGGGAUCUUUCAUGCUGAUGCUUCUGGUCUUGGGCAUCCAAGUGAAAUGUUUCCACGAAAUCAUUACUAUAGGUUACAGAGUGUAUCACUCGUAUGAUUUACCGUGGUUCAGAUCCCUCAGCUGGUAUUUCUUGCUGUGUGUCAAUUACUUUUUUUAUGGGGAGACUGUGGCUGAUUACUUUGGUACGUUUGUUCAGAGAAGAGAACAGCUUCAGUUCUUAAUUCGUUACCACAGGUUCAUCUCUUUUGCACUCUACUUGGCAGGCUUCUGCAUGUUUGUUCUGAGUUUAGUGAAGAAACACUAUCGUCUGCAGUUUUACAUGUUCGCAUGGACUCAUGUCACUUUGCUGAUCACUGUAACUCAAUCUCAUCUAGUCAUCCAAAAUCUCUUUGAAGGCAUGAUCUGGUUUCUGGUGCCAAUUUCGAGUGUUAUCUGCAAUGAUAUUGCUGCUUACAUUUUUGGAUUCUUUUUUGGCAGAACUCCAUUAAUUAAGCUGUCUCCCAAAAAGACCUGGGAAGGGUUCAUUGGAGGCGGCUUCUCCACAGUUCUAUUUGGAUUUGUUUUUUCCUAUUUCUUGGCUCAACAUCAAUACUUUGUCUGCCCAGUGGAAUAUAACAGUGAAACCAACAGAUUUGUGACAGAGUGUGAACCUUCAGAGCUUUUCCAGCUGAAGAAAUACUCUGUGCCACUAUUGCUUCAGGCUGUGUUGGGAUGGGAAACGGUGAAUAUGUACCCAUUCCAGAUGCACAGCAUUGCACUGUCAACAUUUGCCUCACUAAUUGGGCCAUUUGGAGGAUUCUUUGCCAGUGGAUUUAAACGAGCUUUCAAAAUCAAGGAUUUUGCAGACACAAUCCCUGGGCACGGUGGUAUAAUGGAUCGCUUUGAUUGUCAGUACUUGAUGGCUACUUUUGUUCAUGUCUACAUCACCAGUUUCAUAAGGGGCCCAAAUCCCAGCAAAGUACUGAAGCAGCUGUUGGUCCUUCAGCCCGAGCAGCAACUCAAUGUGUACAGAACCCUGAAAUCUCAUCUUGUCGAAAAAGGGAUCCUGCAGCCAUCCCUGCGAGGAUAGUUUGCCAAAACAGAGGAAUGGUGAGAAAAAGACAUGCAGACGUUGUCUGUGGAAAAGCACUGUAAGUGUGCACAAAGGUAAUGGCUGAAGGAAGGCUACAUCAUGAUCUGGACGAGGUGAAUGUUUCUUUCCUUAAAGGAAUGCGAAUGCUGUGACUUUCCAGUAGGAUACAGGAGAAGAGUUAUUCCUAAAAUAAUUAAAAUGCUUACAGAGUAACAGUACUGUGCUAUGUAUUUUAUUCCCCGCAGUGAAUGGUAGCAGGCCUUCUUCAGCACUCAGCCUGACAACGUUUGUGUUUUAAAAAGUCCUUUUUAAGAUGUCCUGGAUUAGAACAGUAAGACUGAACUCCCCAUGAGUUAUACGUCCAGCGAACUUUAGUGAAAUUUCUCAAUUCACUGGUGGCUUUUAAUGAGUUCUCCAUUACUGUAUGUCAUAGCAAUACUUUUUUGGUGUAAAGUGGUUACUGUAGUAAAAAUACAGAAGAGGCAGGCAGUUGCUCGUUUAACCAGCUGGGCGUUCAAGACAGAGUUGGCCAGAAAAUCCACGUUUGCUUGGUCAAAGCAGUGCUGGUGAACUGCUGUCAAACCUCCUAUAUUUACUGAGUCACUGUGAAGGUGAAACUUUGCUGUGUUUUUAACUAAUCAGCUUUCUUAUGAAACUACUUCAUCCUUUCAAGAGGGAGAUAUCUGUACUGGAGCAUACUGAGCUGAUUGGGCUGUGGAGCGGCAGUUUUUUAAAAUUAAUGUUAUGCACUGUAAAGAAGCACAUACGUCUGGGAGCAGUAAUUACCUGAAGGUGGGAUUCUCCAACCCUGUAACCAGAUUGGAAAGAAUUCGGAGUUUAAGAACUUGGUUUCCCCAGGAUGAUCAGUGUCUGAAGACAUUAUUUCAAGCCUUAUUCCUUGUGCCUAUUUACUACUGUGUAGAAGGGAAUUUUUUUCUCCCUUUUAAAAGCACCUUGAGGUCAUGUUUUAUUCGUGUCUUACUGAGUGAAGGCAGAAACUUUUAUCUCAUGAAUGUGCGUGAUGCAAGACGAUGCGUGGCUCUGCUGUUGCGUGGUACUGUUUUACUAAGAGGAUCUUCAAGCAAGCCUGGGCAACAACAUAGGGAUUCAGAUGAAUUUCUGAAGGAAGCAAUUGCAGUGUAGGAUUAAUGGGACACAGGAGAAAAGCUGAUGCUCUGCAUUUCUCAGUCCUGGCUGCUUUUGAACUUCUUAAUGCAAAUUAAAUUAAAAAUUAAAUUAAAAGAAAAACUUUUUGAGAUGAUAAAAAUGGUUCAUUUACAGAUAGAAAGCACAAAUGCCAAUUCUAACUAAAUUCAGUAUAGUUUUUCCAACCAAUAGUGAAUAAGUUUCUCCUGCAGUGAACAUACUGACGCACGUGUGUGUGUAUAUGUACGUGUAUAGAUGUAUGUGUAUAUAUAUAGCAUUAGUAGGUGUAUGUAUGUAUAUACACACACAUGCAUAUAAAAGUUUUAGAAGGGUGCUACCUGAGAACAAAACCAUGGCAAAGACUCUAGGGUGGAUGAUGGGUUAUAUCCAUAACAUUGAGACUGGUUCUUUUGGAUACAGUGCAGCUCUUUUUGCUUUGUUUUGCACUUGGGCCACGACACCUUGUGCGCUGUGAGACUGGAGAAGCAUUGCAGUGUGUGGCUCUGAGAUGGAAAUCUGGCCCUAAAGUAAUCCCUGUUGAUGUCAGGUAGCUGGAAGAAUUAAAUUCUUUGUGAUACUCCCUACAGUUUGAAGGCUGCAGGACUAUGUGGCAUAGCUAGAGGUUGGAAGAUGGCAUGGCCGGAGAAUAUAUGGCUUAGAGAAAGGAGUUUGAGAGAGAAGGAAAGGGAAAUAGGGGUGUGUGCAUCAGGGAAAAUGACCCCAGUAGCAUACCUCAAAAAUGAACAUGUCAAUGAGGCUUUGGUUGUGUACAGGGCUUUUGGGUUUGCUUAUGGAAAAACACAGCUUUCCUGGAGCCAGCGUAUCUUCAUCCUGUGUUUAAAAAUUAAAAAAUAUAUAUACAGAAUACACAUGGAAAGGUAAUUGUUGCUUCUGAAACUUGAACUUUCUGGUGUAGUUUUAUAGCAUGUAUAAUAAGGAAGUUAAGCUUCUUUUAGCACUUAAUGCAACAGAGCAUUUGAAAUCUGUUGUCAUCUGUUUGCACAGUAGAAGUUAUGACACUGCAAUUCUGCUGUUCAAAGUUAAAAUGAAGAAGGGAUCACUUCUGAACUCACUAAUCGCUCUUUCUAGAAAGAAUAAUGGCAUUCUGCUGGCUUAGGCUUUGUAAAUACAGCUUGGCAGGGCCUGUCACUGUCAAGUGACAAUGACGUUUGCUCACUAUGAAAUGCAUUUAUCCCAGUUGUCACUUCAGCUUGUUCAAGCACUACAAUGUGAUCAACGGGACAGGGUAACUUUUGCACCAGUGAUUCUUUUCACUUGCACUUUUGUUAAAAGUUGCUGUAAUUACUUAUUGAGGAAAAAAAAAAAAGUUAUCUGUAAAUACUGUAAAUGUUUUGAACAUAUAUUAUCUGUUAUAGUUCAAUCUUUCAUUGGGGCAGGCAUUGUAAAAAUAAAAAUGGGAUGUAAAUCCUCUUCUGUUUUA